Messenger RNA from Monopterus albus (swamp eel), 2179 nucleotides. Its product is annotated as TNFAIP3-interacting protein 1-like. Gene Ontology annotation, biological process: cellular response to lipopolysaccharide; regulation of transcription by RNA polymerase II. Bases 214 to 1029 code for a protein of 271 amino acids. The record is from RefSeq and is a predicted model, not a curated record. The transcript has 10 exons. Lineage: Eukaryota; Metazoa; Chordata; Actinopteri; Synbranchiformes; Synbranchidae.
GCUCGGGCUGUUAAACAACAGCUUGUACUUUCCUUUCUGCACCGGUCUGCAGGGCCAGGGGAACCUGGCAGCUGAUUGGACAGCGCUGGUUUUAUCACGUCACACCAGAUCAUCAGUAUAACUAACGAGGAGCGAGUCAGUGCGUCAAACUACAGCUUUGCGGUGGAACCUGCACGUGUGGAGCACUCCUCAAGAUUACAGCACGUGCACACAAUGGACAGAUCACAGGUCGGAGAAUCCAUUCCCACAGACGUCAAACAGACUCACAGACUGUUUCCAUCAUUGCCAAAUUCAGAGAGGUAUGACUACGUAGCUGAAAAGCUUCACACACCUCCAGAGUUUCAUCCUGAGGGUCUGGUGGAAGUCACACAGUCAGGAGCGUCAGCGGUCGACAAUGACAUCAGAAUGAAAGCACAGAUACUGAUCUUGGAGGAGCAAAACCAAGAGCUUCUUUCUAUUAAUGAGAAAUGGGCAAAAGAGUAUCGAACCAUGGUGCAAUACUACAAAGACAAAGUCUGGGAUUUGAAAGCAUUACUGCAACUAAACCACGGUCACUUUAAAGAGAAGGUGUGUGAGGAGGGUGAAAUGCCUGUCACGUCCAAUAAAAAAGUAAAAUUCAGCACACUCGAGCGUAAACAGACUGGAGAUGUUAACUCUGAGGCCGAAAAGGAGGCAAAAGAGCUGCAAGUGCAGAACAGAACUCUGACCCGUAGAGGGCAGCAUCAGCAAGAGGAGAUCAUACGACUGAACAAGGCCCUAGAGGAGGCUCUUCAGACCACUCAGCCUCAGGGGGUGAGCAAUGAAACACUACAGGAUCUGUGGAAAUACCAGGCUGAGGUGUAUAAGGAAGACUUUCUAAAGGAGCGUGGGGAUAAGCAGAAGCUAAAGGAGAAGUAUCUGGAACUAAAGAAGAGGUUUCUAAAAGUUCACACUGAGCUUUGUGUCCUUAAAUCUCAAGUGACUUGGACUCGACCACCACAACCUUUGCUUCACUGUACCGGCACAAAUCGAGCCAAAAGUCCAAAUUAGGUGCCAGUUAACCAUCACCACAUCCAGUUACAAAGGUGUUACACUCUUGAUAACAAACUAUUGAAAUUCUAAGCCCCCCCCCCCAGUUUUUGUGUAUUAAUCUUAUGAUGCACUUUAUGGAAGUCUGUCCUGGAGUAUGACACAGUAUCAGUUUGUCUUUAACAGAGUGAGAGGGUGUUAGGGAGGACUACAAGUGAGCGCUUUUCUCUUGCAGAACACAACGCCACAACUUCAUCUUCAGGUAGUUUUCAAUGUGGUUGUAACACGGCCACCCCGCUGAUUUGGUCCCAUUUGGUGGAAGACAGGGGAAGGAAGAAAGAAGAGAUAUCACUUACUGCACAGCCUAAACACUAUUGACAUGGAUGUUUAUCAAAGGUGCAAAAUGAAUGAGGUAUUUUCCUGUUGUCUACCUUCAAGUGCAAAAGAACAUUCAGAGGAACAAUAGACCAGCAUACAGUUCUGUUUUGAUAAACUACCUGGUCCUACUGCGCACUAAAGGUGAACUCUGAAAGUCAGGUACAUCUGCAGUUGUAAAGAGAUAACCAAUGACGUGACCAAUUUGAGGAUAGGAAGAACUAGAACCAUAUUGCUCGGUGUCUCGAAGACAUCCUGUGUUAUCUGGAGUCUUUUUUGCGGGUAUUUAUUCAGUAUUAGUUGUACCUGAGGUCUGUCAGAGAGGGAAGACUGGCUUUGUAGAAGAAGAAAAAGUAUUUAAUGACAUGUAUUUUGACAUAUUUUUGUAUGUUUGAAUGAAAUUGUUGGCACAUAUUUUCCUCAAUUUCUGAUUAUUUAUUGUAAAAAUAAAACUGUUUGGAAUAUGUGAAGAAUCCCUUGUACACUUCUGCCCGUCACUCAACAUGGGAGUGAAAAACACCUCAGUCUCUUUCUUCAUACUAUGAUUCCACUGGUGUGUUAGUCCGCAGCCAGUUCUCCAGACCCAUUUCACCUGUUCCAGAGUUGGCUUUCCCAGGCAGUGCCCAGCUUGGGUACCAGUCUGCCAACCAUGCUCUGCUCAUGUCUGGUGGUCCUGCAUCCUGCACCAGGUGGAUGCAGUGUCUUGCUCACAAACACUUUGACACAUGGACUGGAGCUGCCAGGAAUUGAAACACCAACCCUCCGUUUAGGUGAUGACCCUUUCUACCUCCUAAGC